GCGCUUUGCCACAACGAUCAUGGCUCAAGGCAGCCCAGCAGGCUACCAUCAUGGCACCGUCAACUUGACUCGGAUUUGGCAAGGACAACAAAGCUGGCGACAAUAUGGCUCGCUACUAAAGCUGAUGCCACGGCCGCCACGCGGUGCUGAAGCGUAGAUGUCGCUCUGGCCCUUGCCUCCUGGCCUUUCCUGGCCAUAGUUGGGACAUAUCAGACUCGAGAGACCUUGCCGCAGUACCUGCUAUCAGAGAAUCUUCGACUACAUCGCUAUAGCGGAAACUUACAAGCCAUGGAUAUCGACCAUCCGGACGGCGCUCCGAAGGAGCCCAGCUUCAAUGGCCAGCUACGGAUCCGCGAUUUCAUGUUCUCUCCGUCGCCGGGUACGGGGGCCGGAUCCGGAUUGCACACGGACAGCGAUACCGGCCCUUCUGCAUCACCACGAAGACAGAGCCCUCGACUGCUGGCAGGCUCAGGGCGGGCAAGCCUGUCGCCGGCCAAGGCCCAAACCUUGAGGUCAAACACUACAACCUCCUCCUCGUCACUCUCUCGAGGAACAACAGCACGAGCAAGCACGUCUGCCAUCAACCGCAAGCAGGCACUAUCCAGAUCCGCUUCGGCGUCCUCAACAUUAUCACGCGCCUCGCGAGCAUCGCCAUCGCCAUCUUCACCUUCUCCUUCAAAAAAGCGCACCCGCGUGCCCAGCGGCUACGCACCACCAUCCACAUACGCGCACCUCUCGCAGCUGCCCGACGCCCUGGCGCCGAACCUCCUGAUCCUCUUCAUCGGCCUGAACCCGGGCAUAUCCACCGCCCAGACGGGCCACGCGUACGCCCACCGGUCCAACCUGUUCUGGAAGCUCCUCUACUCCUCGGGGAUCACGCCGGUGCCCUGCACGGCCGAGGAGGACCGGAGCAUGCCGGCCCGCUACGCGCUGGGGCUGACCAACAUUGUCAGCCGGCCGUCCCGCAACGGCGCCGAGCUCAGCAAGGCCGAGAUGGACGAGGGCGUCGCCGUGCUCGAGGCGAAGUGCGCCAAGUGGCGGCCGGAGGUGGUGUGCAUCGUGGGCAAGAGCAUAUGGGAGAGCAUCUUCCGCGUGAGGAAAGGCCGGGCGCUCAAGAAGGGCGAGUUCUCGUACGGCUGGCAGAACGGGGAGAGGCGGAUGGGCUUGAACGUCCCCGCUGCUGCUUCUGCUGCGGCUGCCUCUCCAUCGACGUCGUCCCUCUCCUCUUAUUUCCAUCCUCCCACCAGUGAUAUCCCGUCAGCGACGACGACGCCGACACAGACAGUCCCAGAUACGGACACCGACCAGCAGCAGCAUGCGCAGCCCUGGCCCGGCGCGAGGAUAUUCGUCGCCUCGAGCACCAGCGGCCUGGCCGCGACGCUCAAGCCCGCCGAGAAGGAGGCCAUAUGGAAGGAGCUCGGGGACUGGUGUGUGGAGCGGCGGGCGCAGCGAGAGAGACAGGGAGCAAGAGCAGGCGGCAAGGCUCAAGGGUCUGAGUAAAAAACAGCAGAAGCUCUAGAAAGUUGGGAAAGAUAUUAGAUAUAUAUAACACCCAUGACGCUGGCGGCGGGAACCAGGGGAUGACUGUGAAGAACGGGAGAUCAAUGCAAGUCAAUGCAAGGUUCAUCUUGGAGGUUUUUUUUUUACGCACGAACUUGACCCCGUCUUGCAUCGUUGCUGGGCCGCGUACUCUUGCGACUGGAAUUGAUGGCUUGCGAUAUAGAUAUCUUACUUGGAAAUACACCCGUGAUCGUCA
Messenger RNA from Microdochium trichocladiopsis, 1756 nucleotides. RefSeq names its product uracil-DNA glycosylase-like protein. Bases 289 to 1500 code for a protein of 403 amino acids. The record is from RefSeq and is a predicted model, not a curated record. Gene Ontology annotation, biological process: base-excision repair, AP site formation. Gene Ontology annotation, molecular function: mismatch base pair DNA N-glycosylase activity. Lineage: Eukaryota; Fungi; Ascomycota; Sordariomycetes; Xylariales; Microdochiaceae. The transcript has 2 exons.